Vicia villosa (hairy vetch) is the source of this 1365-nucleotide messenger RNA. Its product is annotated as cell division control protein 2 homolog. Gene Ontology annotation, cellular component: cytoplasm; nucleus; cyclin-dependent protein kinase holoenzyme complex. Gene Ontology annotation, biological process: regulation of meiotic cell cycle; signal transduction; regulation of gene expression. The transcript is spliced from 9 exons. The coding region runs from base 52 to 1104 and encodes 350 amino acids. NCBI's taxonomy places the organism in Eukaryota, Viridiplantae, Streptophyta, Magnoliopsida, Fabales, Fabaceae. Gene Ontology annotation, molecular function: ATP binding; cyclin binding; cyclin-dependent protein serine/threonine kinase activity. The record is from RefSeq and is a predicted model, not a curated record.
UUCACUUUCUUUCUUCUUCUUGUUCUUCUUCUUCUCUGCUUUCAUUUCAAAAUGCUGACAGACGCAGAAGAACGCGAAUCCUUCAAUUCCGUGUUGGGACGCAUCUUACUAUGCAAAAUCUGUGGUCGUAAUCGAAGGCAUCAAAGGCUCGAGAAAUCUUUCACUUACAGCAACUUCAUACAUGAAAUCCAACCGUUUGAUUAUGAUAAUAUGGAGUUUCUUAAAAUUCUCGGUGAAGGAAGUUACGGUAGGGUUUCUCAAUUCCGUAUCGUCAAUGAUAACAGCAUUGUGGCCGUUAAACAAAUCUCGAUUGCCAACACUUCCGAUGCUGUUCCUGGUUUCAUCAUCAGAGAGGUCUCCUUUCUAAAAGAAUUGAAUCAUCCAAACAUUGUUAGGUUAUUGAAUGUAACGAACAAUAAGGAUACAAAUGUGGUGAGCCUUGUUUUCGAGUGUCUUGAUUGCGAUCUUGACAAGUACAUUAAAGAGAAAGAUCGCUACGGUUCAGCUAUUAAUAAUCCCUUCACAAGAAAGAGUUUUCUGUAUCAAAUAUUAUCUGCUGUGGAGUACUGUCAUUCUCAUCAGAUUAUGCACAGAGACUUGAAACCGCGUAAUCUUCUAAUCGAUCAUUCUAAAAAGAUAAUCAAACUUGCUGAUUUUGGUUGGGCUAGAGAGUUGGGAGAUCCAGAAAAGUUCUAUACUGAUAAGAUAGCAACUCGGUGGUAUAGGGCACCUGAAGUUCUGUUUCUUAACGGUCAAUACUCAACUCCAAUGGAUAUUUGGGCUGUGGGCUGUAUAUUUGGUGAGAUGGUACUUGGACAGCCAAUACACAAUGUUUUUAAUUGCACUGGUGAGCUACAGCUGAUUUUCAGAAUGUUUGGUACACCAACAGAGGAAACGUGGCCAGGGGUCACUAAAUUAUGUACCAACCUUCAAGCCUAUACCAAAUCUGACCCAAUGGACCUUUCAACAAUUUUUCAUGAUCUUGAUCCAACUGGUCUUAAUCUGCUAACGAGGAUGCUUUGCCUGGACCCAAACAAGAGGAUUUCAGCGGAAGCUGCUCUAAAGCAUGCUUACUUUAAUGACUUGGAUCAGGUAGGUUAUUAAAGGAGAAGCCAAGUCUUAAUCAGCCAAAUAAAAGGACAGCUUAUUUUUCAUAACCAUUCCCCAUUCAUCACAAUAGCCUAUGUACAUAUAAAAUUGUUUCCUCAAAAAAAGAAGCCAGUUUACAUUGCUUUGUGUUUUCAACAAAAAACUUGCGAUGUUAGUUGGUGGUUUUGCUUCUUUCUUACCUGGCUCAGGUCAUUGUUUACAAAUGAAUAGUACAUUCAAUCAAUAUUGUUUUAGCCAUCCAAUUUAUUUCAUGUU